Molecule: messenger RNA, 1232 nt
Organism: Mangifera indica (mango)
Lineage: Eukaryota; Viridiplantae; Streptophyta; Magnoliopsida; Sapindales; Anacardiaceae
Product: phenylcoumaran benzylic ether reductase POP1-like
Exons: 5
Coding region: 111-1037 (308 amino acids)
Molecular function (GO): oxidoreductase activity
Source: RefSeq, a predicted model, not a curated record
ACACACAAAAGAAGCAUAAAUAAAGUUUCAUCAAAUAUUUAUUCAGUUUUCAGGACUUACAAGAUUGCAAAGGAAGGAAAAAUUCUCUGAUUUUGAUCUGAAUUUUUGUAAUGGCAACGAAAAGCAAGAUUCUGAUCAUCGGUGGGACUGGAUAUAUCGGGAAAUUCAUUGUGGAAGCCAGCGCGAAAGCCGGCCACCCAACCUUCAUGCUCGUGAGAGAGUCAACGCUUUGUAAUCCUUCUAAAUCCAAGUUGUUGGAGAAUUUGAAGAGCCUCGCAGUCAAUCUCCUAACGGGAGAUUUGCAGGAUCAUGAGAGUUUGGUGAAGGCCAUUAAACAAGUGGACGUGGUGAUAUCAACUUUGUCUCGCCCUCAAUUGGUUGAUCAAGUCAAUAUUAUCGCUGCGAUCAAAGAAGCUGGAAAUGUUAAGAGAUUCUUCCCUUCAGAAUUUGGAAAUGAUGUUGAUCGUGUUCAUCCUGUUGAGCCAGCAAAAACAGCCUUUGCUACGAAAGCGAAAAUCCGCCGACUUGUUGAGGCUGAAGGAAUUCCAUACACCUAUGUAUCUUGCAAUGGUUUUGCUGAUGCAUACCUUUCGAACUUCUCGCAGCCAGGGGCCACAGGUCCCCCGAUGGACAAAGUUUUCAUCUUAGGAGAUGGGAAUCCAAAAGUAAUUUACAUCAAGGAAGAAGAUGUUGCAACCUAUACUAUCAGGGCGGUGGAUGAUCCGAGAACCUUGAACAGAAUCCUUUACAUCAGACCGCCUGCCAACAUUUACUCAUUUAACGAUCUUGUGUCUCUGUGGGAAAAAAAGAUUGGCAAAACCCUUGAAAGGAUCUACAUAUCAGAAGAGCAAAUUCUGAAGGAUAUUCAAGAAGCUGCGCCUCCACGCAAUGUGAUAUUAGCUAUUGAGCACUCGGCCUUUGUGAGGGGAGAUCACACCAACUUCAAUAUUGAACCAUCAUUCGGAGUGGAGGCCACCCAACUUUAUCCAGAUGUCAAAUACACCACCAUCGACGAAUUCCUCGGUCGGCUUCUGUAACUCAUCAUAUAAGUUUAAAUCUGUUGUUGGCCUUGUAUCACAUUAGCUUGUUUAAUUUGUUUUUUUGUUGGGUUCUUCAUGUAACCGUGAAUAAGCAAACUUGCAAUGCCAAGUAAACAAAAAACCAGGCUUUUUAUUGAAUGGUUGGUUUGAUUUACCUUCUAACAAAAAUGUAUUUGUAAAUAAUUCUUGUCA